Messenger RNA from Lolium rigidum, 1604 nucleotides. RefSeq names its product putative ubiquitin-conjugating enzyme E2 38. The transcript is spliced from 7 exons. Lineage: Eukaryota; Viridiplantae; Streptophyta; Magnoliopsida; Poales; Poaceae. The coding region runs from base 37 to 1365 and encodes 442 amino acids. Gene Ontology annotation, molecular function: ubiquitin conjugating enzyme activity. The record is from RefSeq and is a predicted model, not a curated record.
CCUCCUCGUCCCGCGGCCGGUCCGGCGCCGGCGUCCAUGGACACAGAGUCCCGCGGGCUGCAGCAGGGGAGCUCGGCCUGCUGGUCGACGGGCGCCGCCGCCUGGGGCUCCUCGCAGCAGAAGCGCCAGCGGUGCGAGGGUUCUUCCAGCGACCAAGUUGGAUCCAGCACGAGUGGCUCUGUGCAGAUGUCUGAACCAGAGCUGCUACCAGAUGCUGAUUAUGUAGACAACGAAGAAGAAGAUUACUAUAUGGAGGACGACGAUGAGGACUGCGAUGAUGAAAACGACGAUGAAUCUGAAUAUGAAUUUGAUGAAGCCGACUUCAAUCAGCAGCUCGCUGAUAAGUUUGACGAUUUAGACCUGCCUCCAGGCGUGGAGGCUACCGUACCGUGGCUGCAGAAAAGUGCAGCCCAGGAAGAGGAGGAGCCCGAAAUAACUGAGGAUGAAAUCACAAGGAAGUAUAAGGCGUUUCCACAGUUCUACACUGUUGAAAAUUUCUCUGACCACCACUAUGCUGACAAAUCGGUGGGAAAGCCAAGCAGAGAUUGGGCAAAGAGAAUUCAACAUGAGUGGAAGCUUUUGGAGAAAGAUCUACCAGCUUCUAUCUUUGUCCGAGUUGCUGAAGAUAGAAUGGAUCUUCUUAGGGCUGCGAUUAUAGGCCCUAAGGGAACGCCCUACCAUGAUGGCCUCUUCUUCUUUGAUGCACAUUUUACUGCUACUUAUCCUUCUCAGCCUCCGUUGGUAUAUUACCAUUCCGGAGGACUUCGACUUAAUCCGAACUUGUACAAUUGUGGAAAAGUCUGCCUUAGCCUCCUUGGUACCUGGAGUGGUAAAGGCUGCGAGACGUGGAACCCAGCUCAGUCAACCAUGCUGCAGGUGCUUGUCUCCAUUCAGGCUCUCAUUUUGAACGAGAAGCCAUAUUUCAAUGAGCCGGGAUGGGCGGGCCAAGCGAAUACUCCAAGUGGAGAACAGCAUUCUAUAGAGUAUAACAAGAACACAUUUCUGCUCUCAUGCAGGACUAUGUUGUAUUCACUUAGAAAACCUCCGCAGUACUUUCCGGACCUCGUCGCCGGUCACUUCCGGGAACAUGGGCGCACCAUUCUCGCAGCAUGCAAACAUUACCUAGAGGGUAAUAUGGUUGGAUCGGUAGUCCCUGAAGAGGAAGAAGGGGGCAAUGGAGCAUCUAGCAGCAACAGUGCACCAAAGCAAGAACCUAGUAGGGUAGAUCCUCUCCUUCGGCGCACACAGUUCUGUGACAGUCUGAAUAAGCUGUUUGAAGAUCUUCUGAUGGAGUUCAACGUGAAAGGCGCUGACACGAGGAAGUUUCUCGAAGAGAAGCUCAAGAAGAACCUGCCUGCAGCCUGAGAAACAUAAAUCGAAGGCUGCUGCGAUUGCAGGUAGAGAUAAUUUGCCUGCUUAGUUGCAGGCUCCGUAAUUAGAGAUAGGAAACAAGGUGUGGGGUAGCUUUCUUUCCUGACUGCAGGGAAGAUUUGUAGAUAGUAGCAACUUUGAGCAAUUGAUGGAACAGGAACUUAUUGACCUGAAGAACGAGAAACUACUGAAUGAAUGAAGUGCCGUUUCGUAUGGCACCGUAUUCAAGUUAA